This is a messenger RNA of Clarias gariepinus (North African catfish), 3480 nucleotides long. RefSeq lists its product as uncharacterized. The record is from RefSeq and is a predicted model, not a curated record. Lineage: Eukaryota; Metazoa; Chordata; Actinopteri; Siluriformes; Clariidae. Bases 1 to 2865 code for a protein of 954 amino acids. The transcript is spliced from 2 exons.
AUGAGCAUGCAAGCUAAUGUAGCUAAGAAGAGGUCCGCUGUUCGCCCCUGUCCUCAGGAGUGCGGCUUCUCCUUGCACGAGAAGGACCAGCACGAAGCGUGCCCCGUCUGUCUGGGGAUUCUCCAUGCUAGGAGAGCUCUAGCUGAGCCAGAGUCAUGUGCGCUUUGUCGCCAGCUCCGGCGUUCAACGCUGGAAAGACGGGUCACGUUCGUAGAAAGGACCCUGGGGAGAAAUACAGUCGCUCAGCAGGACCCCCUCCUUUCCGAAUCAGCAGUCCCAGCUUCGCCUGUGUCUGCUGACGAGGAAUUUCCGUCAGAAGUCCCCGCACCUAGCUGGGCGGACCAGAUGGAGUAUCUCGAGGGUUCGGAGGACCGUGGGCUCUCCUACAGCGCUGGCCAGCAGCAUGCUUUCGAGGACGAUGACGUGCUCGACAUCGGCCUAGAGAUACAUGGCUUGUCGGAGGACGAGCAUGAAAUUGUGCCGCCUGCUCAGAGCUCCGCUGCUACUGCGUUAACCGCUCGGGACGACACUUCAUUUUUUGCUCUCUACCGCCGAGCGGCCAAGAAGCUGGAGGUGGAGUGGCCCUCCCCGCAGCCGGCUCAAAAACCGUCAAGGUUCGCGGGAUUUUUUCUUCCUCCUGAACCGACAACAGUUAAGAACUGCUUGCCCAUGUUUCCCGACUUUGUCGGCGAGUUAACGUCGUCAUGGAGCAAGCCGCUGUCGACCCGUGUAUCAGUGCCCGGUUACGGACAAUAUUUGGAAUUAGACGGAGCUGAGAAGGCAGGACUAGUUAGCCCACCGCCAAUGGAGCCAUCUUUGGCUGCUUAUUUGGCACCCUCGCACAAUCAUGGAGUGUCUGGACCUACUCUCCUUCCGUCUAAACAUUGUAGAUUCUCCUCUGCCCAGCUGGAGAAGAUUUACCGCGCUCAAGCGGGCACUGCUCGUGCGCUCAACUCCGCUACGCUGCUUCAAACAUAUCAGGCAAUGUGUUUGGCAGAGCUCGGCUCACUGGUGCCUCAGGAGAGCCCGUUCUGUGCGCUGCUUAACGAGGUCAGGACAGCGACAGACUACAUUUUGCGCAUGUCUCGUUGUGCGGCUCUUUCCCUCGGGAGAGGGAUGGCGAGCGCAGUGGUAGCACAGAGGCAUUUAUGGCUCACGCUCUCUGACAUUCCUGAUAGAGACAGGGCUGUCUACUUGGACGAACCGCUGUCUGCUGAGGGAAACCGGUAUUGGUAUUUUGUCGUUCCGAAGAGGGGGGGAGGACUGCGUCCUAUUUUGGAUCUGAGAAUAUUGAACACGUUUCUAAGAACGUACAAGUUCAAAAUGCUUACUCUGAGGCAACUGCUAAAUGCAAUAGGCCCGGGAGAUUGGUUCACUACGAUCGAUCUCACAGAUGCUUAUUUUCAUAUAGCGAUCUUUCCGCGCCACAGAAAGUUUCUGAGGUUUGCAUUCGAGGGCGUGGCCUACGAGUACCUAGUGCUGCCGUUCGGCCUGUCACUAGCUCCCCGAACGUUCACGAAGUGCGCCGAGGCGGCGCUGUCUCCUCUUCGGGAGAAAGGCAUUCGCAUAUUAGCCUAUUUAGACGACUGGGCACUGAUAGCGAGCUCAAGCGAGCAGGCAGAGAAACAGACAGCACUAGUUCUGUCUCACAUUCAGACUUUAGGGUUCUCAGUAAAUAUGCAGAAAAGCUCACUGAUUCCGAGUCAACAGUGUUCAUUCCUGGGUCUGGAGAUAUGCUCCGUUACCAGCCGAGCACGUCUCUCAGAGCACAGAAUAGCCGCGUUUCAGCGCUGCCUUGCUCUGUUUCAGUUGCAACACAAACUUCGUUUCCGGGUGUUUUUACAACUAAUGGGAAUGAUGGCGUCUAUGAUCACUGUGGUGCCUCUCGGGCUGUUGAACAUGCGUGCGUUUCAGCGCUGGGUGCGCUCUCACCGCCUAUGUGCGGCGCGCCACCUCAACAGGAGGCUGACGGUGACACCGUCAUGCAUGUCAGCCCUUCUGCCCUGGAGGGAACCCAGGCUAUUACGUCAGGGCUCUCCGAUAGGCAGGGUAUCGUUUCGCAAAGUGGUGUCAACAGAUGCCUCCCUCAGCGGCUGGGGCGCUCUGUGCGACGGCUCCGCGAUCAGGGGGGCGUGGUCACAGGAACAACGCAGGCUUCACAUCAACUAUUUGGAGCUGUUAGCAGUGUUCUUAGCCCUGAGACAUUUUCGUCUGGCUUUAACAGGCCAUCAUGUUCUGAUCAGGACAGACAAUACAACAGUGGUGUCGUAUAUAAACAGACAAGGGGGGACUCGUUCACUUCCCCUGCUGAAACUAUCUCAUUCUCUAUUGCUAUGGUCCACUGUUCAUCUUCUGUCACUCAGGGCCACUCACAUUCCAGGGCACCUGAAUUUGGGGGCGGACCUUCUAUCCAGAGGGGGCCCGCUUGUGAGGGAAUGGAGAUUACACCCAUGGGUGGUAGCUCAGAUCUGGGAGCGCUUCGGCAGGGCAGCAGUGGAUCUUUUUGCAUCCAAAGAAAAUGCUCACUGCCCACUAUUCUUCUCCAUAACGGAUCGCAAUGCUCCACUGGGGAUCGAUGCGCUGGCACACUCAUGGCCCCCAGCUCUAUUGUAUGCUUUCCCUCCGGUAGAACUGAUUCUGCCUGUCACAGAGAGGGUACGUCAGCAGGGCCUGUCACUAAUCCUGGUGGCACCUCAUUGGCCGGCGAAGUUGUGGUACGCAGAGAUAGUCAGCCUGCUAGCAGCAGAACCAUGGAAACUUCCUCUCCUCAGGGACCUUCUGUCUCAGGCAGGGGGAGAGGUAGUGCACCCGCGUCCCGAGCUGUGGAACUUGCACGCUUACCUGUUGAAAGGUCCAAUUUGUUAGCAAAAGGGCUUCCCCCGAAUGUGAUUGAGACAAUCCAAAGUGCUCGGGCCUCGUCUACUAGAGGUUUAUAUGCUUACAAGUGGCGAGCAUUUGAGCAAUGGUGUCAAGAACAUAAUGUUCUUCCAUUUCAGUGCUCCAUGGUGGAGAUUUUGUCUUUUCUACAAGAACUAUUAGAGAAAGGCCUUUCCUUCUCUACUAUUAAAGUGUACUUGGCGGCUAUAUCAGCCUGUCAUGUUGGUUUUGACGGAGUGUCACCAGGGGCUCAUCCGCUGGCAGUACGGUUUUUAAAGGGAGUGCGACGUCUGCGACCCACUACGAGGUCCAGUGUUCCGUCUUGGGAUUUAUUGUUAGUGCUUGAGGCCCUCUGUGGUCCUCCUUUUGAGCCAGUUGAGUCUAUAGAUAUGAAAAUUCUUUCAUAUAAGACGGCACUUCUUCUUGCUUUAGCAUCUGCUAAACGAGUGGGCGAUCUCCACGCUUUGUCCGUGCAUCCAUCCUGUACGCAGUUUGCUGCUAAUGGGUUAAAGGUUACUCUACGGCCGAACGCGGCCUAUGUACCGAAGGUCGUCUCCACUGAUUAUAGCUCUAUGGUCUUUGACCUUUAUAGCUUUUUUCCUC